Solea solea (common sole) is the source of this 6712-nucleotide messenger RNA. It is a transcript of the gene cluha, whose product is annotated as clustered mitochondria (cluA/CLU1) homolog a. The coding region runs from base 214 to 4371 and encodes 1385 amino acids. The transcript is spliced from 27 exons. Gene Ontology annotation, molecular function: mRNA binding; protein binding. Gene Ontology annotation, cellular component: cytoplasm. Lineage: Eukaryota; Metazoa; Chordata; Actinopteri; Pleuronectiformes; Soleidae. Gene Ontology annotation, biological process: intracellular distribution of mitochondria. The record is from RefSeq and is a predicted model, not a curated record.
GAUGAGGGAACCACGUGUGAUCACCACCAUGUACAGCACUGUCCUUCCUCUGUAGACUUGUUUUUGUAAGCUCGUACCCUUCGCAUGUAGCCAGCGAGCACGCGUCAGCCGGAGAAGCAAACGGGGUCAUUUGUGUUGUAUUUCUUUAACAGACUCUUGCACAUUCAAUCAAAACUGCUGGAGGGUUGUCUGUGGCUACACUGACUGCCGACCAUGGUGAGCAAGACAGAUGACAUCCCGGCGUCAGUGCCUGACUGUAAUCCGGUCGAUCUUGCGGAGGAAGCCGGGGAUGGAGCUCGGGAAACCAGCAAGAUGCAUCUGAAGAAUUCCUGCGACUGUGGACACAGUGCAGAUUCAGCCAUGGUGAAUGGGGAUGGGGCUCAUGAGCACACAGAGGAGGCAGUGGAUGGAGAGGAUUCUAACGAGCAGGAGGUGAUCGUGAUCCAGGACACAGGAUUCACUGUAAAGAUCCAGGCUCCCGGAACAGAUUCAUUUGACCUGCAGGUAUCUCCCCAAGAAAUGGUACAGGAAAUCCAUCAGGUGUUGAUAGACCGCGAGGACACCUGCCAUCGCACCUGCUUCUCCCUGCAGCUCGAUGGAAAUGUGCUGGACAACUUUGCUGACCUCAAGUCCUUCGAAGGCCUGCAGGAGGGUUCGCUGUUGAAAGUUGUUGAAGAGCCGUACACUGUGCGUGAAGCUCGCAUCCAUGUGCGUCACAUCAGAGACCUGCUGAAAAGUCUGGACCCAUCAGACGCUUACAAUGGAGUGGACUGCAACUCCCUCUCCUUCCUCAGCGUCUUCACUGAUGGAGACCUCGGAGAUAGUGGUAAACGAAAGAAAAAGGGCAGCGAUCUGGAGCAGAUUGACUGCACCCCUCCAGAGCACAUCCUGCCCGGCAGCAAAGACCACCCCCUGAUACCCCUCCAGCCACAGAACAAGGACUGGAAGCCUAUGCAGUGCCUGAAGGUCCUUACCAUGAGUGGCUGGAACCCUCCACCUGGAAACAGGAAGAUGCACGGAGACCUCAUGUACCUGUACAUUGUCACUGUGGAGGAACGCCAUGUCAGUGUCACUGCCUCUACACGCGGCUUCUACCUCAACCAAUCAACUACCUAUACCUUCAACCCCAAACCAGCCAAUCCCAGUUUUCUGAGCCAUUCUCUGGUGGAGCUGCUGAGCCAGAUUAGCCCUGCCUUCAAGAAGAACUUCACUGCCCUGCAGAAGAAAAGGGUCCAGAGACACCCAUUUGAAAGGAUAGCUACGCCUUUCCAGGUUUACAGCUGGACAGCUCCUCAGGUAGAUCACGCCAUGGACUGUGUUCGCGCUGAGGAUGCCUACACGUCUCGUCUGGGUUAUGAGGAGCAUAUACCUGGACAGACUCGAGAUUGGAACGAGGAGCUGCAGACAACCAGAGAGCUUCCACGGAAGAACCUGCCUGAACGGCUGCUGAGGGAGCGAGCAAUAUUCAAGGUCCACAGUGACUUUGCAGCUGCUGCCACUCGAGGUGCAAUGGCAGUAAUUGACGGCAAUGUAAUGGCGAUCAACCCCGGUGAGGAAACACGCAUGCAGAUGUUCAUUUGGAACAACAUCUUCUUCAGUCUUGGCUUCGACGUGCGGGACCACUACCGUGAGCUGGGUGGAGAUGCUGCUGCCCAUGCGGCGCCCACCAAUGACUUGAAUGGAGUACGAGCUUACGGGGCGGUGGACGUGGAGGGUCUCUACACCCUCGGGACAGUAGUGGUGGACUACAGAGGCUACCGUGUUACUGCCCAGUCCAUCAUCCCUGGUAUCCUGGAGCGUGAGCAGGAGCAGAGCGUCAUCUAUGGCUCCAUUGACUUUGGAAAGACUGUUGUCUCCCACAGCAAAUAUAUGGAGCUGCUGGAGAAGACCAGCAGGCCACUCAAGGUUCAAAGACACAACGUACUUAAUGAGAAGAACGACGCAGUGGAACUGUGCUCCUCUGUCGAGUGCAAAGGCAUAAUUGGAAAUGAUGGCCGACACUAUAUCCUGGACCUUCUGCGUACGUUCCCUCCUGACCUCAAUUUCCUGCCUGUGGAUGGAGAAGAGCUGCCCCCAGAGAGCAAGCACCAAGGCUUCCCCCGUCAGCACCGCCACCGUCUGGCGUGUCUACGCCAAGAACUCAUUGAGGCCUUUGUUGAGCACAGAUAUCUUCUUUUCAUGAAGAUGGCGGCAUUGCAGCUCAUGCAACAGAAAGCAAACAAGGAUGCAAAGACUGAUCUCCCUGCCAUCACAGAAACCUCCACAGAUAACAGUGCUGAUACAAGCCAGACACAAACCACUGCAUCCGAUUCUUCUAACGCCACAGACCUCUCCACAGAGAGCACAAGCCAGAGAGACAACAGCGCCUCUGCUGCCUCACAGGCAGCAACUGCAAGUGAUGACGACUCCUCAAAACCCACCACAAACGGGGUUCUAGACUCUUCAGCCACUCAGAAUGGAGAGUGCAAGAGCCCACUGGAGGGUAAGGAGCUUGAGGAAAGUAUUCCCGGAUUAGCUCAGGCCAAAGAGCUCGCGGAGACCUUAGUUUCUGAAGAUGGAUCUGGUAUUGAUCCCAAAAGCCGCGAGGUUGUCCUCAAUGCUUGCAAGGCUGUGGGCUCCAUCAGUAGCACAUCCUUCGACAUUCGCUUCAACCCUGACAUCUUCUCCCCAGGAGUGCGUUUCCCUGACGACAGUGCAGAUGAUGUUCAGAAGCAGAAGCAGCUACUUAAAGAUGCCGCUGCUUUCCUGGUGUCUUGUCAGGUCCCCUCACUGGUUAAAGACUGUUUGGACCACAGUGCUCUGCCUAUGGAUGGAGCCACAUUCACAGAGGCCUUGCACCAGAGAGGCAUCAAUGUUCGAUAUUUGGGCACCGUUCUGCAGUUUGUGGACAAAACGCCUGCUAAAGCACAGCUGGAGCACAUCUAUAGAAUAGGAAUCACUGAGCUGAUCACAAGAUGUGCUAAACAUAUCUUCAAGACAUACCUCCAGGGUGUAGAGUUGUCUGCCCUCUCUGCCGCUGUAAGUCAUUUCCUGAACUGUUUCCUGAGCUCGUUCGCUGAUGCUGUCGCCCACCUGCCUCUUGAUGAACUGGUGUCCCGUCGCAAAAACCGCAAACGACGCAACCGGGUCCCUGGUGGUGGGGACAACACAGCGUGGGCCAGCCUGACGCCCAGUGAGCUGUGGAAGAACAUUGCCACUGAAGCCCAGAGCUAUUAUCACUUCACUAUACAAUGUGAAAGCGUUGACCAAGUGGUGGAGAAAUACAACCUCCUUAAAAUCACUCUGCUCAGAGAGAUCUCGAUCAAAACUGGAAUCCAGAUUCUGAUAAAGGAGUACAACUUUGAUAGCCGCCACAAGCCUGCCUUCACUGAGGAGGACAUCCUGAACAUUUUCCCUGUGGUGAAGCACGUAAAUCCCAAAGCCUCUGAUGCCUUUCACUUCUUCCAGAGCGGUCAGGCCAAAGUACAGCAAGGUUUUCUGAAGGAGGGCUGCGAGCUCAUCAACGAGGCCCUCAACCUCUUCAACAAUGUGUAUGGACCCAUGCAUGUGGAGAUCUGUGCUUGCCUGCGCCUGCUGGCACGCCUUAAUUACAUCAUGGGAGAUCAUCCUGAGGCUCUGAGUAACCAGCAAAAGGCAGUACUGAUGAGUGAAAGAGUCCUUGGCAUCGAGCAUCCAAACACAAUUCAAGAAUAUAUGCACUUGGCUCUGUACUGCUUUGCCAACGGCCAGCUGUCAACUGCCCUGAAGCUGCUUUACCGUGCCCGUUACCUCAUGUUGAUGGUCUGCGGGGAGGAUCACCCAGAGAUGGCGCUGCUUGAUAGUAACAUUGGGUUGGUGCUGCACGGAGUGAUGGAGUAUGAUUUAUCACUGCGAUUCUUGGAAAAUGCCUUGAUUAUCAACACAAAGUACCAUGGACCCCGGUCCCUCAAAGUGGCCCUCAGCCAUCACUUGGUUGCGAGGGUUUAUGAGAGCAAGGCCGAGUUCCGCUCUGCACUACAGCAUGAGAAGGAGGGCUACACGAUCUACAAGAACCAGAUGGGCGAGGGACACGAGAAAACCAAGGAGAGCUCUGAGUACCUGAAGUAUCUCACCCAGCAGGCCGUGGCGCUGCAGAGAACCAUGAACGAGAUCUACAAGAACGGCUCCAAUGCCAGCAUCAUGCCUCUAAAGUUCACUGCCCCCAGCAUGGCCAGCGUUCUGGAGCAGCUCAACGUUAUCAACGGCAUCAUCUUUAUACCUCUCAGCCAAAAGGAUCUGGAGAACCUAAAGGCAGAGGUUCAGAGGCGGCAGCAGCUGCAGGAGCUGGGAAAGGGCGAGGAGCACACAGAGGACAGCCCACUGGAACUAGAGGACAAAAUUCCUGUUGAUUAAACAUAUAAAAGUCCUCAAUGUACAGCUGCUUUCUGCUAUUAGGUGGAAAGUGGGAGGCUGUGAAGACACAGCCAUGUCACUGGGCCCGUGGUUCCGAGAACCACGCAGUCUAAAUCUGUUUUGAAAUAAAAAGGGGAGGGAGGAAUGCGUUAGCACAGUCAAGGCAACAACUUGAAUAGACUGUAGGACAAUGAAUGCAGAGCGGAGUUUCUAACAUGGUAGGAGGAGGAGAAAGUACAAACAACAAUGAAUUAAUGUUAAUGUGCAAUCUAAAAAAAAAAGAGAGAAAAAUCCUCGGCCCAAGAACCUGGAAAUGAAAUCACUCAAGAUGUUUGCUGUUUAUAAAUAUGAUUAUGUAUGUAAGAGUGUUUGCAGCUGGGCAGGGAGACCGAGGAUGACCAUGUCAUUGUAUACCAGAGCCUUAUCCACUGUACCAUAAUCACCAAGCAAUGCUUCUUCUUAACCGCACUAUUAGCCCAGGACCUCCCCUCCCCUCCCCAUUCCAUUCCCCAAAGAGCCUCUAAAAAAUCCGGGCAUUUCGUUCCACUUGCCACCUCCCCGUGCUCUAAACGAUGACGCACCGACCCCCGUCCUAGAACUCAGGGGAACUUUCUACUGUGCACUAAGACCAGAAUACAGUCGGUAAAAUUGAGGGAUUUUUUUUGUAGGGCUUCAGAAUGUAAAUUCCCCUUUUAGUGGCUUUUUUUGAGCCACUUUCCAGCAGUUGCUCAUUAUUCUUACACAUCCCCAGUUGUUGAUUAAUUAAACUGUUCUCUUGUUUGUACUUAACACAUCCAAGGUGGGUUGAUGUUGUGACCCAUGGUUCCUGAAUCUCCAAGCAAGCAAACAAUACAGUGACACAUUAGUUAGCUUCCAACUUUAUUAUUUGGUGGAUUUCGUUUUUCUUUUUUUUCUUUAAAGUAUUUCUUUUGUAAAAGUGCACAGGAGAAUGGAAAGGGUAUUUUAGGCCUGUUAUUCAUCAGAUAAUUUAAGCCAUGUCUGUUUUAUAGAAAUGUAUAGGAGCAGAAAAAGAUGUAUAAAUCUCUUAUCAGAUUUAGACAGGUAAUCAAAUUGUACUAAUGGAAAAUCGACUUAAAACAAACAAACGUCCACCUUAUGCAGUAGAUUAAAUAAUCUAUAUAGUAGUUGUGUCCAACUUUCUAUUUUUACACAUUGAAAGAAAAUAAUGUGCAUGUCUGUUCGUAUGUGUGACGGUGUGUUUGUGUAGUCGAGGAGUUCCAUUGGCCACAGCUGUUGCUGCUUUUGCUGCUGCGUAGUCAUGAACAGAGGCUGAGUGAACGUUGGCUUUCCAGAUGUUUUAUUUUUCUACACACCUGUGUUAACUGAUGGACGGCUGAUGCCUCUUUCCUUAAACCAUACAUGGCCACCAAUGUUUUCAGUCUGUUUAUGCAUCAACUGUAAAGAACCAUUGGACAGGUGCUCAACAUUGGCAGAAGUGAGUGAUUUGUUAUUGCUGGGUGUUUUUUUUUUUUUUGUUCUCUUGUUUUUCAUGAUAGGGUUAUAAUGUCAUUUUUCAUAUGUAACUGAGAAAAACACCAGCCAGGAGUGUCUGUUCAUUGAGCAGUAUUUAUUGCACUUUCUUGAGCUGUUUGAGUGUGUUGACAUUCACAGAACCACUAACAGUGGACAUCAGAAGGGCUGCCUCGAGAUCGUGAUGUACCAAAAAAAAAAGUCUAAGAUUUGUUUGCGCUUGUAUACAUGCAAUGUAUCCUAUCAUGGCAAUUUGUUACUUAAUUGUUGCCGUGUCUAAAUGUAAUGUGAUUAAAGCAAUAGAGAGAUGGUGCUGGAUCUGAUUAUCAGAGAAUGCUGUUUUUACUCGGUGCAUGGACUACUGUCUCAACUGUCUGAAAAUAUGGGGGAUGCAAAAGAGUUCUUGGAAUUAGAGCAGUGAUGUACGAUGCCACAACAUGCAGUAGCAGAGCGCGGUACAUGAGUGCGUCCAGUAGGUUUGGUUCUAGAUGAAUUGAGGAAAACCUGUGGUUAAAAACAUCACUUUAUAAUGUAGAAAUAAGCCUUCCCAUUCUGUUUUCUUAAAAUAGUUUUUUUUUAUUAUUAAUUAUGCCAACAAUGCCCGAGGCGUGGCACACCAACAUUUUUCCAAUUGUGAAGAAUGCACAUGAAUCUAUGGUACAAAGUGCAAAUGCAAACAUUUCGUCUGGUCACAAUAUAAUUUUAAUGUAGCAUUUUUAUUUAGUUUAUUCAGAUGGCUAAUAAAAACAAACCACGACCUGUUGAAAUCCUAAUAGUGAUGAGUCUGGUGGUAAUUGUUAUUUUGUAAUAUGUCAUGAUAUAGAAUAAAGUGAGACAUGUCAGCAUGUGA